Messenger RNA from Haliotis rubra (blacklip abalone), 2066 nucleotides. Its product is annotated as kelch-like protein 41. NCBI's taxonomy places the organism in Eukaryota, Metazoa, Mollusca, Gastropoda, Lepetellida, Haliotidae. Gene Ontology annotation, molecular function: protein binding. The coding region runs from base 113 to 1936 and encodes 607 amino acids. The transcript is spliced from 3 exons. The record is from RefSeq and is a predicted model, not a curated record.
GAGAACUCUACACAUUGUAACAAGCGAUGCCUACGUGCAUCUGCAGCAGAUGACGAAAGUUGUUCAUAGCUGACAUUUUUCGGGAAAACUAUGCAGACACAGGAACUCAACCAUGAACAGUCAGCAGCAGCAUCUCUUGGAGGGAAUUCAAGAACUUUUCACAUCCAAAGAGCUGACGAAUGUCAUUCUUGUUGCGGAGGACAAAGACCUCCAUUGUCACAGAAGUGUCCUUGCAGCCAGCAGUCCAUACUUCAGAGCCAUGUUCCGAGAUUAUUGUGAACGGGACCAAGAAACAAUAUACAUCAGCAAUAUCACCUACUCUGCACUGGAAAUGGCCGUGAAAUUCAUGUACUGCCUUCCUGUAGACAUAUCUCAUGACAGCGUGCAGUCCAUUUUGACAGCAUCCAGCAUGUUUCAGCUCGACACCUUGGCGUCAUACUGUGUUGAUCACAUGAUGAGAGCUAUUUGUGUCGACAACUGUCUGGACGUGUACAACCUAGGAGAUUACCAGUCUCUCCAGACAUUGAAGGAUGCGGCGAAGUCCUUCAUCCUUGACCACUUCUGUGAAAUGGUUGAGAAAGAAGACAUGAUGCAGUUAGAGAAGGCUGCUGUCAAGGAACUUAUCUCAUCCGAUGACAUAAAUGUUGAUAAAGAGGAAGUGAUUUUCCACUUUCUUGUGAAGUGGAUAGAAUAUGAUAUUGAGGAGAGGAAGAAGUUCUUUGGUGAUUUAUUUGGAAAAGUAAGACUUCUGCUUAUUGAUGAAGAAUAUAUUUGUGAACAUAUUAACACACAUGAUUUGGUUGUUGGGAAUCCAUUUUGUCGUGCUAUUGUCUCAAUGACAAAGUUGUGCCGAAUUGGAAUGGACUGCCAAGAUUCUGAAGAAGAAAAGCAGAAAAUUGCAGAUGGUUAUGAGCUCAGUGUUUGUCGUCGUCAUGGAAUGUUUCGGAAAGAGAUGUUGAUAUUUUCAGGUGGAGGAAUGUCAGAAGAGCAAAGAGCCUUUUCUUGUUUUGAUCCAUCAACUGGGAAGAAUUAUAUGGGUGCCAAACAUCACCCAACGUUUGACUUCAAGUUCAAGGUCGACUAUUACAAGCUGAUUACCAACAAUCAAAAUCAGAUAUACUUCAUGGGUGGCAUAUUCUAUGAUGAUUACCAUCUUGAAGAGCAAGGCUUGGCUCGAGAUUCCGUGUAUCAGUACCAGAUGAAAGACAGAACGUGGACGCCUUGUCACCCUAUGAUCACUGCAAGAUGUGCCUUUGCCGCAUGUGCUGUUGAGGAGAGAGUGUUUGUGUUUGGUGGUGCUUUGUCGUAUCCACGAGGAGUUCCAAUGGAACUUGUGGAGGCAUACGAUCCAGUUUUCGAUCUAUGGCAACAGAUGGCGCCGAUGCCAACCGGCCUAUCCCAUCAUGCAUCUACUGUGUAUAAAGAUAGUGUUUAUGUAUUCGGUGGUGAAGAAAGCAGUGCUGAACUCUUCACAACAGUGUUGCAGUACUCCAUUUCAAAUGACACGUGGUUCAUUCUGGAUACUGAAAUUCUUCAUCCAAGACUCUCAAGCACUGCGAUUAGUUAUAAUGACCAAAUCUACAUCGUAGGUGGAGGUACAAAGAUUCAGAACACAACUGCAAUUGAGAUAUUUGAUCCAGAAACACUAAAAUUUCAAAUCGGAGAUGACUUUCCUGAUGAUCGGAAAGUAAUGUCUGUGGCACUUCUUGACAACUGUAUCUAUGUCUGUGGUGGAGCUCGUCGGAUGACAUCGAGGCGUGAAGGUCUUGCCAAAUCUCGAUUGGUUGAAAGCAAAGACAUGCAUAAAUAUGACCUUGAAACAAAAAAAUGGAGCAUGGUUGCAAAGUUGGUUCAAUAUGGCAGCAACCAGGCAACAACAACAACUGUUGUGAAUACAAAAGAUUUAGAUUUAAGUGAAUUUACCAGUUCAGUGUAAAUUAUAAGGACAAGAACUCGGUGAAAUCUUUUUCCAGUGCAAUACCAUUUGAACCUGUGAAGCCCAGUGUAGAACUGAAUCCAAAUGACAAUUGAAAAAAUGUCAUAGCUGAAGAUUGUUGCAGUCAUAG